This is a messenger RNA of Salvelinus namaycush (lake trout), 2759 nucleotides long. RefSeq names its product testis derived transcript (3 LIM domains) (gene tes). The coding region runs from base 198 to 1772 and encodes 524 amino acids. Gene Ontology annotation, molecular function: zinc ion binding. Lineage: Eukaryota; Metazoa; Chordata; Actinopteri; Salmoniformes; Salmonidae. The transcript is spliced from 8 exons. The record is from RefSeq and is a predicted model, not a curated record.
ACAGCGGAAGCUUUUCAUAGUAACAAAGCAAUGAACGGGACCGUUCCGGAAGAAGUGGUGGCAGAGUAAAACCGAUAAACUCUCGGUUGUGUUUCUAAAGAUAAGUGUCAACGUGAAGUGAGUCCAAGUUUUUGUGUGUUUAUUUUGAACGUUUACGGCGGGUCUAAACCAGCAUAGCCUACAGCGGGGAACUGAAAAUGGAGGUAGAAAAGGAAAUCAAGAAGAUGACCCUGGGCCACGAGAUCGGCGCCGGGGCGGCGUGUCUGAAAUGCAAGGACAAGUGUGAGGGGUUUGAGCUACACUUCUGGAGAAAGAUCUGCCGGAACUGUAAGUGUGGUCUUACGGACCACGAUGUGCAGAUGAACUCUGAUGAUAACAGGAAGGUGGGCAAGCUGUUCGAGGAUACCAAGUACACUGGCCUCAUUGCCAAGCUCAAAACUGACGGUGUACCCACGUACAAGGGCAACCAGGUCACCUUCUCCAUCUCUGCCAGUCCCAUAUCAGGAACCGCUAUUCCAUACAGUCCCCAAUCUGCCCACAAUGUGCCAGCCAAUGCUGGCUAUGGGGAUGGAGCUGGCUAUGUGGCUGGAACUGGGCCCAGGGCUGGAGCUGGUAAUGGGGCUGGGGCCGGAGCUGGGGCUAGCUAUGGUGCUGGGACCGGAGGUGGAGCUGGGGCUGGACCCGCUACCAUGCCCAAACCUGGGGCAAUCAGAGCCACUGCUGUGUCAGCCAAUGUCGUACCAGUCAGGAAGGAUGCCGUGCCCAUGAAGUCUGUUACCUACGAGUGGGCUCCUCCAGGGGUGAAACAGUACAUGGCGGUACGCUACAUCGAGCUCCUGCCCCCAGAGAGGCGUCCCAUAGCGGGCACGGAGGGUGCAGCCUACCGCCGGCAACAGAUGGCAGUGCAGCUACCGGAGCACGACCAGGAUCCGGCCAAGUGCCACGAGCUGACCCCUGCAGAGGUCAAACAGAUGCAGCAGUACGUCCGCAAGUACAAGGACGAGGCCCUGGGAGUGGGAGACAUCAAACUGCCUGAGGAGAUGAUGGGUCAGGCUCCGGGUCAGGAGGGACCUGGGAUGGGGGCUGGAGGUUACCCUGGGGCAGGAGAAGGUGGACCAGGAGACAUGGGCACUGCUGCCACCGCUGGGGCCAUGGGUACUCCGGGAGCCCCUGGAGAUCACCUGGCUGGACCCUGUGGACACUAUUCGUGCCACCAGUGCCAGCUGCCCAUGCGUCAGGGUGAGCCUGCGGUGUAUGCAGAGCGUGCUGGCUAUGACAAUCUGUGGCACCCAGCCUGCUUUGUGUGCUGCACCUGCUCAGAGCUCCUGGUGGACAUGAUCUACUUCUGGAAGAAGGGACAGUUGUACUGCGGACGCCACUACGGAGACAGUGAGAAGCCACGCUGCGGGGGCUGUGACGAGCUGAUCUUCAGUAAUGAGUACACGCAGGCCGAGGACCAGAACUGGCAUCUGAAGCACUUCUGCUGCUUUGACUGUGACUGUGUGCUGGCUGGAGAGACGUACGUUAUGGAGAACAACAAGCCUGUCUGCAAGCCCUGCUACAUGAAGAGCCACGCCGCGGUGUGUACGGCCUGUCAGAACCCAGUGGAGCCCGAGGCCCAGCGCGUGUCCUACGGGGAGUUCCACUGGCACGCUGAGCCUCAGUGCUUCCAGUGCUCCUGCUGUGCUAAGUGUCUAAUUGGAGAGCGCUUCAUGGCCGUACAGGGAAUGCUCUUCUGCUCUGUCGAGUGCAAGAAGAAGACCAUGACCUAGAGAAGACCGUCGUGUUACAGCAGCUCAGCCUUCCCCGACCACAACUGUCAUUUGAACUAAGCCUGGUCUAGAAUACAAACAAUAGUCUUACAAUGGAAUUAUUCAUUUGCCUUGACCACAAGAGCUUAGCUAAUGAUUUUCAGUUUCUAAGUUCCUGAUGGGAUGGGGAAAAUAAUGCCUUAAAUCUAUUGAUUAGUCUUCUCUUAACAAGAUUCUCCUCUACAUCUUCUCUUUGUUUACUGAGAUUCAUUUGGUUGGCGUUUUGUUUCAGAACACUUUUCUUCUUCUGAGUUUAAAGCAGCUAUGAAUGAUUCUCAACUCUGUCUACUCAAGUAUCUUUUGGUAUUGUAUCAGGAUCCCCAUUAGCUGUUGCGAAAGCAGCAGCAGCUACUCUUCCUAGGGUCCACAGAAAACAUGAACCAUGACAUAGUACAGAACAUUAGUAGGCAAGAACAGUGUCCUUCCUUGGGUUGUUCUCAAAUCCUGCUGCUUUCUCUCUAGAAUGUACUACUGAACUCUAAGCAGUAUUAUGAUUAACAAUUUCAGUGUAAUAGUAUUACAAUACGUGAUACUUUGUGCACUAUUUCUGUUCUGCAGGAAGCAGCCUUUCAGUGUUGUAACAGACUGCACACUAUGCAAUGUGAUCAACUGAUUCUCUCCAACACAGUCCUGGAGAACCCCUGUGAACGCAGGUUUUCACAAGUGACUUUAUUACGGACAACAUCACUGAAAUGUGAUGUCAUAUCUUCAGUACAUCUUAAAACGAUGAUGGACUUUGGAGGACCAAUGAAAUGAUCAGAAAUCGUCAAGUAGUUAUCUGUACUGUGGCGUCAACUUAUCUACUGCCUUCUCUCCUUCCUGCAGUCUUUUAUAUUAUAAUCGGUUUCCCUCGCAGUCUUCACAAUAAGUGCCAUUGGCUUUCCUUUAUUUCUCUUGCACUUUAUAUUUUCUCACACUGUAACAACCUAAUAAAGUUUUUUGCAAUGA